CUGUGGGAGCGCGCGGGAACGGUAGCUCCGUAGUCGAGUCAGAGAUGCGCGGAAGCACUGCGGGGCUGGCCGACACGCUGGCGAGCGGGUCGCGCGCGCACGCCGCGCUGCUCGAGGCGGCCGACGCCCUGUUCGCGAGCGCGCUCGUCGCGCCCGCCGUCGUCACCUACUGGAAGUCCACCUGGACCCUCAUGGACCUGUACGUGCUGCCCGAACACCAAGUGAGCAGCGCCGCCGCGUGCGCCGCCUUCGGACUGUGCUGUGACUUCUUGUUUUGCGUGUUCCAAACUCAGUUGAGCAAACACCUCAGCCCGGACCGCGGUCGGUUGACGUAUUACGUGCUGUCACGGUUGUACACGUGUGUGGCGGGGGUGGCGUGUGUAGGCGCCUGGCGGGGCGUGUGGAACCUGCUCAACGAGUGCACCGGCGACAGCGCGCGCACGCUGCUCUCCACCACGGCAGCGGCGACGCUGUCGCUGGCGGCGCUGCGCGCGCUCCGGAACAUAUGCGCAGCACCGUUCGCGGUAGCCGUUGAUACACCCCAGGACUAUUUUGAUGUGCCGACUAUGUUCCGUACGAACAGCAGAGAGACGGUGCUGUACGUGCUAGACUGCGUGUUUUCUGUGACGGUGGUGGGCUCGCUGGUGGUGUUCGUGUGGCGCGGCUCCUGGGCUCUGCUUGACAUCUUCCUCUUUCCUGAGGACACGGUCAGGUCCUGUUGGACCUCGUUGAUAGUAGGCUAUGCUCUAGUGGUAGUGACUUUCGCCCUGCAAGCGCCAGUCCGCUGGGCUGCUGCGCGUCUUCACGGAGCACCACGACUACUACUGGCAGACUUGUACCACCUCAUCUCGUUUGUAGCCACCGUCAACGUGUGGAGGGGGGUAUGGGGCCUGCUCGAUAUAUACUUCUUCCCUGAGAGUCCAAAACUCAGCAACUGGUGUUCACACGUCAUCAGCCUGGCCCUGCUCAUCCUCCUGAAUUGUUCGAAUUCUGUCCUCGUGCGAGGAGUUUACAUCGACGCCGAAGAGCCUGCAGGCGAAUGCGUCGUCUUCCCUUGCCACUAUCUCAGGCUAUUCUUCCACAAAGAACGAACCAAGAAGAGGCACAGACGGGCCCUGCAAGCCGCCGCAACAGCUUCCAGAAAGUCCGAAGAAGCGAGUUUACCUCUACAGAUUCCCGAAGAGAAGGUGUAGUUCAGGUCUACUGAGCUGCUUGUCCAGCUCAAGGUUUUGUGUGUGUUGAUAUUGACUGGUUACACGAUUGACAUAUUAUGGUUAUGAUUUAAUGUUAGUGCGUUUAAGCACUAAAUUGGUAAUCCAGUAUUCUUAAAAGUCAUUGUAUUGUAUUCUCUUCCUCAUUUACUGUGUCUGCAUAUUUAUUUUCUAAGUAUAACAGUGACAAGGUAAAACCUGUAUUGUCAAAAGUAAAACAUUAUUUGCUUUGGGAUUCAGACGUAACAUCUUGAACUUAAAACCUACGGUGUUCCCAUCCUUUGCCUAGAAUUUUAAUAUUUGACAAACGUUAUUUAACAUAAAUAGGGCGGUUCUUGUGGAAGGAACAUUAUUUAUUGUUAUACCCUUGUCCUUAUUCUAUUUCCGAAUUAUUAUGCACAAAUGUUUAUCUAUAAUCUUUACUAUCAAAUAAUGUAUUCAACGUAAAUUAGUAUUGUUCCCUAAUGUUGCUAGUCUACGUGAGGCCUUAAUUGUUAAUCUGUAAAACAAAGUCUAAGUCAAUGUCAUAAUAAAACAUGAAGGAUCGGCCAGCUACUGAAAGCCAUAAUAAAUGUCAUAGAAUUGUUCCAUUUGAACUCUGAACGAUAAUAAAUUUUCAAAAACCCUAUCCAUAUACCUUUAAUGUUUUGAUUCGUCUUCGCCACUUAAUACAGCUGGUAGUCUGGCAGGUUUCCUGAGUUGUUCAAAGUAGGAAUAAGUGCUAUGUAAAUAAGUGUUAUCAUUAAUAUAAGUUAUAGUCGGAUAGCUGAGCUGUUGUUAAAUUUCUGCUGUCCCGCGGCGGACGGUACAUAAUAAACGGAUUUAUCACAAACAUA
This is a messenger RNA of Manduca sexta (tobacco hornworm), 2047 nucleotides long. RefSeq lists its product as uncharacterized. Bases 45 to 1193 code for a protein of 382 amino acids. The transcript has 4 exons. The record is from RefSeq and is a predicted model, not a curated record. NCBI's taxonomy places the organism in Eukaryota, Metazoa, Arthropoda, Insecta, Lepidoptera, Sphingidae. Gene Ontology annotation, biological process: neuromuscular synaptic transmission; neuron-neuron synaptic transmission; clustering of voltage-gated calcium channels. Gene Ontology annotation, cellular component: presynaptic membrane.